AUGAAUAGGCUCCUUGAUGAGCUCAGCAGUACCAGUAUCGGUUGCCACAUAGACGGAGUUUGUGUUAAUAACAUAAGUUAUGCAGAUGAUAUGGUGCUGCUGAGUCCAUCAAGUGCAGCCUUAAAGAAAUUGUUAACCAUAUGCGAGUCUUACGCUGUGGCCCAGGGGCUCAAAUACAAUGCUGUCAAGAGCGAAUUCAUGGUUUUCAAUCCGGACCACAAGCGAUACACUAAUGUGCCACUUUUCAAGCUCUGUGGAACCCCCUUGAAAAAAGUUGAGGCUUUUAAGUACCUGGGUCACUGGAUCACGGAAGACCUAAAAGACAACCUAGAUAUUGAGAGGGAGCGGAGGUCAUUGUCUGUCCGUUGUAAUAUGUUGGCCCGCAGAUUUGCUAAAUGUACUGACGAAGCAAAGAUUACGCUUUUCAAAGCCUACUGUCAGUCAUUUUAUACGUGCAGUCUGUGGGUUAGCUUUACGCAGAGGACAUACAAUGAUCUUCGCGUACAAUAUAAUAACGCGUUCCGGGUAUUGAUGGGGCUGCCGCGUUUCUGUAGCGCUUCUGCUAUGUUUGCGGAUGCUCAUGUAGAUGGUUUCGCCGCCAUAAUGCGUAAACGUUGCGCUUCACACCUCAGGCGCGUUCGCGACAGCCCCAACAGUAUCUUGCGCGCGUUGGCAGACCGUUGGGACUCGCCGAUGUUUGCUCGAUGGAUACGGCUGCACGCAGUCAAGUAG
Messenger RNA from Parnassius mnemosyne (clouded apollo), 732 nucleotides. Lineage: Eukaryota; Metazoa; Arthropoda; Insecta; Lepidoptera; Papilionidae. The record is from the annotation of a GenBank genome assembly.